Molecule: messenger RNA, 3768 nt
Organism: Larimichthys crocea (large yellow croaker)
Lineage: Eukaryota; Metazoa; Chordata; Actinopteri; Sciaenidae
Gene: dazap2
Product: DAZ associated protein 2
Exons: 4
Coding region: 46-669 (207 amino acids)
Source: RefSeq, a predicted model, not a curated record
GUCACCACUUCCACAACAACAAGAAGCUGAAAAACAAGGAAGUGAAUGAUCGUGUUUGAAAGCCGUAAGCUCCUGUUAAAUAAAGGCCGUGACAAGACAACGCAGAGCUCCCCGCUUCUGAUCUCAGACUCCUCCAAGGCUCCGGACCGGUCCAGAACAAUGAACAACAAAGGUUCAUAUCCACAGCAGGCUGUGUACCCUCAGCAGAGCACUGCACCUGUAUACCCUCCUGCUAUGCAAAUGUCUCCUCAGGCACCUCCUUACACAGACACACCACCUGCAUAUUCUGAGAUAUACCAGCCCAGAUAUGUGCUUCCACCUCAGGUGCCUGGUCAGUUGCCUCAGAUGUCCUCUCCCUACCCUGGUGCUCAGGUGUUCAUGCCCAUGCAGCCACACAUGUCUGUUGGCCCAGUGGGCCAGAAUGUCCCCAUGGCUUACUAUCCCAUGGGAGCCAUGUACCACCCUGGUUCAACAGUGAUGGUGGAGGGCGGCUUUGAUGCUGGUGCUCGCUUCACAGCAGGCAGCAGUGUUUCCAUCCCACCCCCACCUCCUGGACAUCCCCCCAACGCAGCUCAGCUGGCUGCCAUGCAGAGUGCCAACGUUGUAAUGACACAGCGCAAGAACAACUUCUUUCUGGGUGGAUCCAGUGGAGGUUAUACCAUCUGGUAACAGCAAGUCCACGACUCCUCCCUCAUGCCUAAACCGUGUCCCCCAUCCUAAAUGAUGCCCCAGUUCUUCUUCCCCCAUCCCAUACGCCUCCCUCUUCAGGCUGCUUGGCCAUGCCACAAUACUGAUAUCACCUAACGGAAUGUAAUAUUUUAGAGCCCUUGUGAAAGGUACAGUACUCCACUUCUGACCUAGAGAUCAAAUGAUGAAUGCCAUUGCCUGGAGAGGACAAAUGCAAAUUUUUAAACGUCGUAGAAUUCAUUCCACGAUUCGUCAUCGGGUCUAACCCUCUUUGGUCAUUCCAGAUUGGGCCUCUUGCAGGCAUCUGUAUUUGUUUUAAGAGACCUGGUCUCCUUCGAUCAGACGGAUCACAAUUUACAUCGAGAUGUUCUUGUAUACCUGUAAAGCUACGUAAAUGAAUUGUUGAAAUAUCCGACCCGCAUUCUAUAGUUUAGCUGCUUUAUGGUGAAAGUGAAAUGCAGUUACAAAGUUGCAGUGAAAGCGCAAAAAAAAAAAAGAAAAAAGAAAAAGAAAAUCUCCACUUGUCUUUUUUUUGAAAACUUUUAGUGUAGUUUAAAUUAAUAGAUGUGUAAUAGUUCCAUGUAAAUAUCAGUAUGAUGAUCAUGAGAAAUUACAUCUCUACUAUACAGGAAAAAAAAAAGAAGAAAAGAACCAAGCAUCUCGGAUGCUUUUAGCUAGAAUUGUCUUGUCCUUUGCACAAUAUCCAAAAUACCGCGGCGAAUUUGUUGCACAGUGAGCUGUCUUUAUCCGACAGAUCGUUAUAUUUAAAUCACUUGUAAAUCUAAAUAAAUUUAAAAAGCAAAUAAUUCAAGAAAAAGAAAAAAGAUUUCAUGCAAUAUCCAAAGUGGUUUACUGUACCUUGUUGGGCAACUUGUAGAUGAACAUAGUCAAGUGCCAAAGAGCACUGGGGAUAGCCCUAAUUUAAAGCAAAUUAACUUCAGUAAACUUAAAGGAAAGAAAUUAAAGUAAAUCCAAAUAGUAAGUUGAACGGCAAGGGGUGGUUGGUGUAACAUUUUAGCUUUUUGUUUUGUUUUUUUGUCUCCUGUUUCUAUUUCACAGUCGGAUACCCAGAAUUUAUACACUAAAUGUUUUAUUGUGCAGAUUUAAAGAUUGUUUCCCUUUUUUGUCUUUCUACACAGUAUAAUUUGGUAAAGUAUUUAUUCACUGUAGAAUAAAUGUCACCUUUGUGAUAGCAUUAGUUUUUAGGCAACAUUUUUCAAAUGUCGAGGAGACGACUUUAUUAAAUAUUUCAGUGUUUCUGUUUUCUUUCAUUCCUUUUUUUUUUCCUGCAUCGAGGUGAUCUACAUGAGUAGUUAGGCUAAUAAAUUUUGUUUUUAGUAUAACCAAUGAUGCUGGUUGUACCAAAGAUUUGGUCUACAAUGCACUUAUGUUUGGUUGUGACUUUGAAAAAUUAAAAAAAAAAACAACAAAAAAAGGUCACAAUUUAAAAGCAAACAUAUCAUCGAUUUCUUGAGAUUGUUGGUACCUAGACCUCCAGUCUCGACAUGUUAGUCAAUGUGUUAAUGUCACUUUACGUGAGUCGAUCGCAUAUUUUAAGUCGUUGCAUACUUUUGCACCUUUUUGCUAUGUACAAAUUUGAGUCAACACUUUUUAUCUGAGAUGCACUGCUAAGCAAAUCCGAGUGGUUGCAGACAAGGGGCUACACUCUCUUUUUUUUUAAUGUUUUUAUUAUUUUGUUUUCAUGACUUUUUAAAAGAAAGCUGUGAGAUUUUUAAACUUUUUUUUUUUUUUUUUUAGAUGGUAAAAUUCAUGGAGUCUAGAAAAGUAACGUCAAGGUGUGUCGUGUUGUUCGGUAGCCUGAAAGUGUAUGCAAACAUUGCAAUGAGGCUAUAUCACUGUCAGCGUAAUAGAAUUAAAAGAUUUUUUUUAGUUCUUUAGAAUCUUUACAUAAUACGUUAUCUUGCAAACUUAAGGUAUCUGAAACUAGGUAAGUCGGUAGAGAUGCCAUAAACGUAUACUUGUAGAUAUUCUUCUUUUUUUUUGGUGUCUGGUAGCGUCAAUGUGUCACUGGGUAUCCGACCUAACCAUAUCAAGUUUUAACAGCUGUGGCCGCCAGAAAAACAGAACACGCAGUUGCUGUCGACCGAGACCCGAGUGGUUUCAGCAGAAAAAAAAUUAAUUCAGAAAGAGCAGCUGUCUGGAAACGUGCUACGUUCGAGUGAUGAACCUUCUUCUUCUCAGCAGCACACACACACACACAAAUCUACUAACACCAGACAUGGCUGUUGUGUUUUUAAACAAAGAAAAUAUGGCUCAGUAUUCAGUUAUUCUCACGUUUCAUACAGCCUUUGCUGUAGGGAAGAGGAGGCCACAGCUAUCAAAGCUUUUAAAAUAUGAUUCAAACAAAUGUUUUCUUUUCUUUUUUUAAUUCCAUCUCUGCUCUGAUUGUUUGUAAAAGCAGCAUAAUGGUGGCUUCGUCCCAGCAAUAUGAAGUACUGUAAACUACAGCUGACCAGUAGAUGCUAUGCCAACCACAGCCAGCAAAUGGAUUACCCUUUGUUGAAGGAUUAUGGACAUUUAUAGUUCAGGGAUUCUCUUUACAAUAUUUUGUAAAAAUAGAUGUAUGUACUAAAGUGAUGUGAUAGGCUUUGGUACACAUUCUAUCUUUUAAGAUUACUAAAGGAGAUGAGUGUCAAAGAUGGAAUACUUUGAGAAAAAAAAAAGGAACUUAGGUGCACUUAACUUUUUUAUACUAAACUUAAAAUUUAAAAUGUAAGUUUAGAAUAAAGGUUAUUUUGGAAAUUUGAAUUGCUGCAUGUUUGUUUUUAAUUUGAUUCACUUGUAUGAUGUAUUAGAAGAGGGCAGGGUUUGUCUGGGGGUUUGGUUAUUGUUGUGUUUAUAGCUUAAAUGUUGUCUUUUUUUUCCCCCCACCACCAGACUGCAUCACAGGUAAACUGAUUUGUUUGAGUGGUUUCUACUUGACUUGGCCUUCAUAUACUUCUAUCGCUAAAAGAUUUUUUUCUGUCAGAGAUCGCCAACAUUAAGUCAGUAUGCGUACUGUAUGAAAGAACCAGGAAUCUCAACCCAUUUCUCACUUUGAUAUAAAGGUAUUGAGUCAAA